GUAGGCGGCGGCGCCAUGGAGCGGCCCGGCAGCGCCGAGGGGGCCUGGGCCGCGCUUCUGGGCCGGCAGCACCCGCAGGCCCGGGAGUUCUGCCCGGGGGUGAACAACCGGCCCUACGUGUGCGAGACCGGGCACUGCUGCGGGGAGAGCGGCUGCUGCACCUACUACUACGAGCUGUGGUGGUUCUGGCUGCUCUGGACCAUCCUGAUCCUGCUGAGCUGCUGCUGCGCGUUCCGGCACCGCCGGGCCAAGCUCCGCCUGCAGCAGCAGCAGCGGCAGCGCGAGAUCAACCUCAUCGCCUACCACGGUGCCUGCCACUACCCCCCCUCCGCGGGGGACCUCCGGCUCUUGGCCUCCUUCAAGCUCCCUGCGUACGAGGAGGUGGCCCAGCGCCCCGGGACGCCGCCGCCGCCCUACAGCCCCGGGAGUCCCUCGCUGUCCCCCGGCUCCUGCGGGGGCUGCAGCUCCUGCUCCUGCGGCUGCUCCUGCGCCUCCUCCCCCAGCAGCUCCUCGCUGUCGGCGCCGGGCACCGACGAAACGGACCCGGAGCCGGGGCCGGGCCAGGGGGGCGGCACCACCGGCGGCUCCAGCAGCACCGGCACCGGUGCCAGCUGGGAGCUGCCCCCACCCGAGGAGCCACCGGCCCGCGGGGGCCCCUCCAAACAUGGCCCCCCGGACUUCCCCGAGGCCGAGGGUGGCCCCUGUUCCUACACCGAGGGGGGUGAGGAGGGGGUGGGCGGCGCGGCCCGGGUGGAGGACGGCCCUGGGCGGCACCGGCGGCUCACGGGGGACUCGGGAAUCGAGGUGGGGCGGGGCCUGGAGGAGGAAGAGGGCGAGGCCGAGGGCUGCGGGGGGCCGGGCGGUGGGGGGAGCUUGGCUAAUCUGCGCUGCCUGUCUGAGGCCCCCCGGGACCCCCUGCUGCAGUCUGGACUCACCACGGAGCCUCCAGGGGUCCCGCACCCCGACUGACCCCCACGGCGACCCCACUCAUGGCGUGGCCCUGCCAGAGCCCCCUCCCCUCCAAACUGCUUCUGGAGCCCUCCCACCCCGGUGCUGCUGCUUGGGGAGCCCCCAUCGCUGGGGAGGGCCCAGGCUGUGGGAGUGGGUGGUCCUGGCGCAUUCUCUCACCAUUAAAGAGAUGUGGAAGUACCGGA
Empidonax traillii (willow flycatcher) is the source of this 1154-nucleotide messenger RNA. It is a transcript of the gene WBP1, whose product is annotated as WW domain binding protein 1. Lineage: Eukaryota; Metazoa; Chordata; Aves; Passeriformes; Tyrannidae. The transcript has 4 exons. The record is from RefSeq and is a predicted model, not a curated record. The coding region runs from base 16 to 969 and encodes 317 amino acids. Gene Ontology annotation, molecular function: WW domain binding.